Hemibagrus wyckioides is the source of this 3884-nucleotide messenger RNA. Its product is annotated as inhibitory synaptic factor 2A. The transcript has 4 exons. Gene Ontology annotation, biological process: inhibitory postsynaptic potential. Lineage: Eukaryota; Metazoa; Chordata; Actinopteri; Siluriformes; Bagridae. Gene Ontology annotation, cellular component: postsynaptic density. The record is from RefSeq and is a predicted model, not a curated record. Bases 529 to 1968 code for a protein of 479 amino acids.
CACACACGCAGCCUCUCAGAGAGUGCGGUGCUGCAGCCACAAGAUGAAUCUCUUGCACAUGCCGUCGCUAAGAGCCGGACUUCUGUGCUGCAUCCCGUUGCUGUUUGCGGAUGUGCAGGGGUGCGUGUGGGGGUGUGUUUGUGUGUGAGACUACGGCUUACACGAGCACAGCGGCACAUCGGACCCGAGUCGGAGAUUAUUCUGUGUGUGGAAUCUCUGUCUUUGUGGAUGUGUAAGGGGGGAGAUGAAGUGACAAACGAGUGGCGUGAGUCCUCUGCGCGACUCGCAGCAUGGCAGCCCCUCUUCCGUCUCUCCCAUGCGUUCGUCUGCCCUUUCUCGUCUCCCCUUGUGCUCCGUCUGUCCGAAGCCUGCUGCACUGAGAGAGUUAGAACAAGGAGAGAGAGAGAGAGAGAGAGAGAGUGCCAGAGAAAGAGAGAGCGCGUGCGACAGAGAGAGAGAGAGGACAUGCGCUGGCCAGAGCGGCGCUCUCUGCCUCAGCUCCGUCACUGACCCGCAUCUGGAGGAACCAUGGUGAGCAAAGAGGUUGGUAAAUGCAUGCUCACCAACUCUGAAUCAGACUCUGAGGCAGCACCCUCCAUGGCCCUGGAGGUAAAAGGACCGCCGGAUGGGAGUCGGCAGGUGCGCAAGCGCAACAAAGCCUUGCAGGUACGCUUCAAGGACAUCUGCGAGGCCCAGAGUGAGCAGGCAGCUGCGGCACGGGGAGCGAAGUCUGUCACGUACAAAGUGGCAUACCGCAAGUACAUGACCGUUCCAGCUCGGAGAUCCAUACCCAAUGUGACUAAAAGCACUGGAGUGCAGACCUCUCCGGACCUAAGGAAGCGCUACCAGACUUUCCCGAUGGAGAGGAAAAAGGGUCAAAGCGUGAAACAUGCGGCUACAGCGGAGAGCUAUAAGGACCAGGAUAAUGGAUUUGUUAUUGAUGUUAAGAGGGCCAAAGCAGCUGAGGGGGGAAGGGAAGAGACGUCGUCUCACACCGUACAAAAGACCAAAGCUUUGAUGCACACUAAUGAGUGCAUAGCCACCAUAGAGCACCACUCACAUGCUGCAGAGUGUACAGACAGGAUACUGUUGCCCUGUCCCUCAGAGGACCAAUCAAAUUACCAGAUCUGUACAGUGAAGAGCAAACAUCGAAAGAGCUUCCAAAGGGACUCAGAGUCACUAGAGCGCUCAGGAAAAUGGCAAAUAAUAAAUUCUGAGGACAGAGAUGGUAGUACACUGCCAAACUCUAGCUCCAAAGUGACAAGCCCCAUAGCCUGGAACUCCUUAACGCAGGUGGAGUGUCUGGAGAGUCCGACAGCACGCAGUAAGCGCAAAAAGGUUUUGCAGUUAAAUGGCCUGCAAUCACAGACACUGCCGAGGACUAGCUGUACCACACAAGUGCAGUGUCAUGCUGGAAUGAUCUCUGCUCGGCCCAUACAGGCAAUGGAGGAAGCGGCGGCGGCAUCGGUUGCCGCUGCCCCUACUGCCGCUUUACCAUCCACAUGUGAGACUGGGACAGGAACAGUACCAGGUACAGGGAAUCUACAGGUGGAUAGCGAGGCUUGCAAGCAGAUAGUGCCUGUGAAUCAGGAUAAGGAUGUAAAAGCACAGCUGCAAGCCAUGGAGAACAUGAUCAGCUCCAGUCAGGAAACCAUCAAAGUCCUGCUGGGAGUCAUUCAGGAGCUGGAGAAAGGAGAGGCUCUCAGAGAAGGUCUCUCCUAUCGGACCGGGCAGGACACGGCCAACUGCGACACAUGCCGGAACAGCGCAUGCAUUAUUUACAGUGUGGAGUUGGACUUUAAGCAGCAGGAGGACAAGCUGCAGCCGCUGAUGAGGAGGUUGUGCUCAAUGGAGGACUCGUCCUUCCCCUCGCUGCCUUACCCUCAGGAGGCCUACACCUCCACGCCCAAGCGCAAGGCCAAAGCCGAGGCCAAGAAACACACGCGCUGGAAACUGUGGUUCCUCUGAAUGCAACACAGCGCCCUGCAGGACACACACGUACACGUUUCCGCAUUGUCCCUGUCCUCAUCUGUCCCUUUUCCGGCCGUGAGUCUUUCUACACUUUCAUCACAGGAAAAAAAAAGAAAAAAAAGCGAGGAGAAGUUGGAUCCUGAACACUGAACCUGGCUGGAGCCUGCUUCAAAUUAAAAACGGAGUCUACAGGGAAAUGGAUUUCCUCAUUUAGUAUCGGAAAAGCUGAAUAUUUUGACCAAUUGUGCCCAGAGUGUGAAACGGCUCAAUUUGCAAUUCAGCGAGGUGAGAAACCAGAUUGAAUUAAAGCUGCUGCAACGUCCCGCAUUUAAAUGUAUAUAUUAAAUCAAACCAUUAUUUAUUUAUACACGAGUGCAUCACCUCUGCUUAGGUUAUUCACAUAAACCCCCUUCCAAGAUCCACAUCCACACAAAUAUUAUACAAGUUUAUUUAUUUAGGCCUCUCCUACUCACAAAAAAAAGAGGAAAGUCAUUUUCCCAGGACUAAAGUAUUAUUCCUCAUGAAUAUCAACACGACUGGAGUCUCAGCAUUAAGACAAAGCACAAGGACACUACAGACUCCACUCCAGAUGAAGUGGACUCAACACACAGACUUGGAUUUACACAGACAUUUAGACAAAAUGGAAAGACGCUUAAUUUAAUCUACGGAGAGAGGGGGGAAAAAAAACAAAAAAAAAACACGAAAGGAAACAAAAAGUUCCGCAGCUAUUUAUCAAAUUUCUACAUCAGGAGCCCUAGACAUCUCUUGUGAUGUUAAUUUAAAAGAAAAAAAAAGAAAAAAAAGGAAACAAGUACCAGAUAUUUUUAUAUAUUCGUAAUAUUGAGCAUUAAAUUCAGAUUUUCUAAUACAUAAUGUAUGAAGUUAUAUCUUCCUUUACAGGAUUAUUAAAAUACUAAAAAAAGAAAAAAGAAAAAAAAAAAGAAAGAUGGAUGCUUCAGAAGGUUGGAAAAGCCUUGUUCCAUUUUUAACUCCAUCUUCCCUUCCUCGAGUCCAUCGAGGAUCAGGGAGCUGAAGAGCACCGUACAGGAAACAACCUCAGAUCUUAGACAUGUUCUAGCAUCUAGCAACAUCAACUAGCAUGGUGUGAAACAGAUUAGAAAGCUGGAUAAGUGUGUGCUGGGCUGUAAUCCGUUCAGCUCUAAGGUAAUGAUUUUUCAGGAUAAUAUUAAAUAAUUAUUUUAUCCUCAACGAAGCCAAGCCACGCUUUCUACUCGAGACGUGCAUUUCUAAACCCAAUAUGUAAAUAUGAGCUUUUCGUUUCUUAAAAAAAAAAGGAAAAAAUAUUUAUCUAAUGUAACAUCACUAUAGCAUUGUAGAACAAUUGCGGAUUAAUUUAUGAGGCAGAGCAUCUAAUCAGGGCUACGAGCAUCUCCAGGAAGAGGAAGAAGAGGAGGAAGAUCUCUGAUCAGGGCAUUUUGGUCACAGUGUCUCUGGAGCCAAAAAGAGCAUGAUGGAGAAAAGACACAGCCAGAGUGCUUUCUAAGGGCAAACAGAUUCAUAUUAAAAUCAUGAACUCUAAAAGGUGUUCGAUGCCGAUUUCUCCACGUUUCACUCUAGACUAGAUAAACGCAUCAUCCCACCCGAUCUGAUCCAUCACGAGUUAUCUUGUACACGAGAGGAUCCGGCGUUCGAGCAGUCCGGCUGUAGCGUGAAGAGAGAACUAGAUGAUAUCUGUACCUUAAAGAAGUGCAAUUGAUUCACUAUGUGCAAUAUUGUGCAUUUUAUACUGUUUUUAAAAAUAAUAUUAAAAAAAAAAACACUAUUUAAUACAUAAAAUAAAACCUGAGAAAGAAAUGAGAGAAGUGGUGUGUGUGGUCAUGUCAUGAGCUAAGUGCAGACUUCAUGAAAGCCUGCUGCAUUCAAGUAAGAAGAACUGGGAAUUAUGGGAUUUA